UUGGCUUUAAUCUUGCCUGCGGUGCGUGAUCUGGUGCAAUUCGAGGUCGCUGGGUGUUGGGUCACGCGUGAUAGAUCGUUAGUUGUGUGGUACUUGUGUUGGUUUUGCUGUGUAGGACAAGACAUUGCAGUGAGAGUGUCUAUUGCUGGUAGAGGUGAAGGUUGGGGUUAGGGCUGCCACUUGGGAUAGAUGAAGAUGGUGGGGAGCGCGAGGGGGUUGGCGUCGUACUGGGUGGCGCACUUGCGCAUGGAAACGCCGGGUAGUUUGAGUGUUAGCAGGAAAUGCUCGCACUCGGUGAAGCCUUGGUGCGACGGGAGCGUUGUUGAUUCCUCGGCGGACACUGCGAGUGAGCAGGUUGGGAGCAGUAGCGGCAAUAGGUUAGAGCAGGUUUUACAUGAUUUUCGAAUCCAGAAAGCUACGCCGGAUUGGCUGCCUUUGAUGUCCGAGAGGUCGUUUUGGAUUCCUCCAGAGGCGCCCGAGGAAGAAGCCCCUCCUGCUGCUGCGGCUAUUGAACCUGCCACUGAAGGAGAGUUGUUUUCCAUGAUCAUGCCCAGUGGUUAUCCUGCUCCGGCCCCCAUUGGAGGUCCAUUGUGAAGUUUCCUUGAGCUCUUUACUGGCAGACAUCAGUCGAAAUUCUCAAAUGUACAGUCUUUCCUUCUUCAGAUCUCUGCUAUCAAGGCAUUAUCCUGUCAGCAGGUUUGAGGCUUCGGUAGUACCUGUUAGUGUGUCCACACUAGGGUUAUACUAACGUCCUCUGAUGAGGACACUGUUGGAAGUGAUAGACCAUGGAUUGUCAAGGAUUCCCAUCGGCAACCACAAAAAAUUGUGGUUGCCAAAGUGUACAUCCUUUUAUUCCAUAUUGGACUCCAAUUAGUGCACAAACCUUUUGUUUAAAGACUGAAAUCUGUCAAAAUAGUCACAUUUGUGAUUUUUCUGACCAGCAUGGAGCUGUUCACCUUACUCUCUAAUGGAGCAUAUCCCAGUCUUUCCUUCA
Molecule: messenger RNA, 994 nt
Organism: Physcomitrium patens
Lineage: Eukaryota; Viridiplantae; Streptophyta; Bryopsida; Funariales; Funariaceae
Source: RefSeq, a predicted model, not a curated record